AUGGCGCCCCUCGUGGAUAACAACCAGAUCAAGCUGGCCGAGCUGUGGAAGCCUCUGCCCACGCACUUCCAUGCCUACGUCUGGCCCUUUGCCAUCGUUUGGCCCAUCUUCCUGCGUUACUACCUGACCCCCGAACUGUACGAGAAGCACAUCGCAUCCGAGGAAUGGACCUUUGUGUGGAUCGGCACCAUCAUCACUUUCCAGUCUCUCUUCUGGCUAAGCACUCACUGGAGCGUCAACCUCCAGGCUCUCUUCACUGCCACUCGCGCCAAGUCAAUUGACGAUGCCGAGCUGAUCAAGAUCGUUCCCGUCGCCAAUGCCGGUUCCUCCGAGAUUUGCAAGUUGGUUCGCGACAAGGUCGGCGGCAAGGUCAACACCUCCUUCCUGUUCCAGAAGCGACGCUUCAUCUACGUCCCUGAGGAAAAGACCUUCCGAACCCUCACCUACGACAUCGAUCUCGAGCCGAAGCCCAAGAUUGGACGCUACCAGCAGUCCAAGGGUAUCACAACCCAGGAUGAGCUGACGAGAAUCGAGGAGCACUAUGGCCCCAACGCUUUUGAUAUCCCCGUCCCUACCUUCACCGAGCUCUUCAAGGAGCACGCCGUUGCUCCCUUCUUCGUUUUCCAGAUCUUCUGUGUCGGUCUGUGGAUGCUCGACGAGUACUGGUACUACUCCCUCUUCACCCUGUUCAUGCUCGUCGCCUUCGAGAGCACCGUCGUCUGGCAGCGCCAGCGCACGCUCAACGAGUUCCGCGGAAUGAGCAUCAAACCGUAUGACGUAUACGUCUACCGCCUGGGCAAGUGGACCGAGAUUCAGAGCGAUAAGCUUUUGCCUGGUGACCUCGUCUCCGUUGGUCGCACCAAGGAGGACAGCGGUGUUGCUUGCGACAUGCUGCUCGUUGAGGGAACCGCCAUCGUCAACGAGGCCAUGCUUUCCGGUGAGAGCACUCCUCUUCUCAAGGACUCCAUUCAGCUUCGUCCCGCCGAUGCUACCAUUGAGCCCGAGGGCCUGGACAAGAACGCCUUCCUCUGGGGCGGAACCAAGGUUCUGCAGAUCACUCACGGCAACCCCGAUGAAGAGAAGCCCAAACUCGCCUCUGGUGUCCCCCCGCCUCCCGACAACGGUGCCAUGGCCAUUGUUCAGAAGACUGGUUUUGAGACUUCCCAAGGCAGCCUUGUCCGCACCAUGAUCUACUCCACUGAGCGUGUAUCCGCCAACAACGUCGAGGCCCUGCUCUUCAUCCUCUUCCUCCUUAUUUUCGCGAUCGCCGCUUCGUGGUACGUCUGGGACGAGGGUGUCAAGAAGGACCGAAAGCGUUCCAAGCUUCUGCUCGACUGUGUCUUGAUCAUCACCAGUGUCGUCCCCCCUGAGUUGCCUAUGGAGCUCAGUCUCGCGGUCAACACCAGUUUGGCGGCUCUUGCUAAAUACGCCAUCUUCUGCACUGAGCCUUUCCGUAUUCCCUUUGCCGGUCGCGUCGAUGUGGCCUGCUUCGACAAGACCGGAACCCUCACCGGCGAGGAUUUGGUCGUUGAGGGUAUUGCUGGUCUUGGACUUGGCCACUCCGGCACCGACACUCCUCGCGAGUCUGACGGCGCCCACUCUCACAUGACUCCUGUUAGCGAAAUCGGCUUGGACACUACCUUGGUUCUCGCUACCGCCCAUGCUCUCGUCAAGCUUGACGAGGGUGAAGUUGUUGGUGACCCCAUGGAGAAGGCUACCGUGACCUCUCUUGGCUGGACUGUUGGUCGCAACGAUACCCUUGCCAGCAAGCCCACCACUGCCGCCCUCACUGGUGUCAGUGGAACUGUUCAAAUCAAGCGUCGCUUCCAGUUCUCUUCCGCCCUCAAGAGACAGAGCUCAGUUGCUACUGUUAACGGUGCGGACAAGCUUGGUAACCGCAUCCGCGGUACUUUCGUUGCUGUCAAGGGUGCUCCCGAGACCAUCCAGAAGAGACUCUCCACUGUUCCUGCCGACUAUGAAGAGACGUUCAAGUACUUCACUCGCCGUGGCUCUCGUGUCCUUGCGCUCGCUUACAAGCAGCUCACCGUUGACAACGAACUCGGCGCCAGCAAGAUCAACGACCUGAAGCGUGAGAACGUCGAGUCUGGUCUUACCUUUGCCGGAUUCCUUGUUCUGUCUUGCCCCCUCAAGGACGACGCCAAGCAGGCUGUGCAGAUGCUCAACGAGAGCAGCCACCGUGUUGUAAUGAUUACCGGAGACAACCCUCUCACCGCCGUCUACGUUGCGAGAGAUGUCGAAAUUGUUGAUCGUGAGGUUUUGAUUCUGGACGCUCCCGAGGACAACGAGGGCGGUGACAAGCUCAUCUGGCACAGCGUUGAUGAGAAGAUCAGCAUUCCCGUCGAUCCUUCCAAGCCUAUUGACAGCAAGAUUCUCGAGUCUUAUGAUCUCUGUGUCACCGGUUACGCCCUCGCCAAGUUCAAGGACCAGGUCGGCUGGAACUCCCUGCUCCGCCAUACCUGGGUCUACGCUCGUGUUUCUCCCAAGCAGAAGGAAGACAUUCUCGUCGGUCUACGCGACAUGGGAUACUACACUCUCAUGGCCGGUGACGGAACCAACGACGUCGGCGCUCUCAAGCAAGCUCACAUUGGUAUCGCUCUUCUCAACGGCACUCAGGAGGAUCUCACCCGUAUUGCCGAGCACUCUCGCAACACAAAGAUGAAGGAGAUUUACCAGAAGCAGGUUGACCUCAUGAAGCGCUUUAACCAGCCCGCCCCUCCUGUCCCUGUCAUGAUUGCCCAACUGUACCCUCCCGGACCCAGCAACCCUCACUUUACCAAGGCCGUCGAGCGUGAAGCCCAGAGGAAGAACAUUACUCCUGAGGAAUGGUUGAAGGCCAACGGCGUUUCUGCUAUCGAGACCGUCACGUCCCCCGGUGCCCAGCAACUUCUCAACAACCAGGACCCCAGAGCCGCUCGUCAGGCCCAGGCCCAGGCGAAGGCCGCCAGCUUUGCGGACAAGAUGACCACUAGCAUGAUGGAGAACGAGAUGGGCGGAGACGAUGAGCCUCCCACCCUCAAGCUGGGUGAUGCCUCCGUCGCCGCGCCCUUCACCAGCAAGCUCCGCAACGUCAUUGCCGUCCCCAACAUCAUCCGCCAGGGUCGUUGCACACUUGUUGCGACCAUCCAGACGUACAAGAUUCUCGCUCUUAACUGCCUUAUUAGCGCCUACAGUCUCAGUGUUCUGUACCUCGAGGGUAUCAAGUUCGGCGACGGCCAGUACACCAUUAGCGGUAUUCUCAUGAGUGUCUGCUUCCUGUCCAUCUCUCGCGCCCGUGUUGUCGAGGGCUUGUCCAAGGAGCGCCCCCAGCCCAACAUUUUCAACUUCUACAUCAUUGGUUCGAUCCUGGGACAAUUCGCUGUCCAUGUUACCACUCUGAUCUACAUCGCCCGUUUCUGCGACAAGCUUGAGCCUCGCUCUGGUGACGUUGACCUUGAGGCCGAGUUCUCUCCUAGUCUGCUGAACAGUGCCGUAUACCUCCUCCAGCUCAUCCAGCAGAUCAGUACCUUUGCCAUCAACUACCAGGGACGUCCGUUCCGUGAGUCUCUUCGCGAGAACAAGGGCAUGUUCUACGGUAUCGUUGGUGUCUCGGCCUUGGCGUUCUCCUGCUCGAUGGAAUUCAUCCCCGAGAUCAACGAGCAGAUGAAGCUUGUGCCCUUCACUGAGGAGUUCAAGACUACCAUGACGGCCGUCAUGGUCAUUGACUACGGCGCCUGCUGGAUCAUCGAGGUCGUCCUCAAGCACCUCUUUUCCGACUACCGCCCUCGUGAUAUUGCUGCUCGCCGACCGGAGCAGCUCGAGCGCGAGAGAAUCCGUAAGGAGGCUGAGCAGAAGAAGAAGGACGAGGAGGAGGACCAGAAGCGCCUUGAGAAGGUUGCCGAGUUUGAGCGCAAGGUUGAGGAGCGCCGUCAGAAGCUCGAGGCGUGGAGAACGGGCCGGCAGCAGUAG
Molecule: messenger RNA, 3966 nt
Organism: Colletotrichum truncatum
Lineage: Eukaryota; Fungi; Ascomycota; Sordariomycetes; Glomerellales; Glomerellaceae
Product: cation-transporting atpase 4
Biological process (GO): intracellular calcium ion homeostasis; transmembrane transport
Cellular component (GO): endoplasmic reticulum membrane
Molecular function (GO): ATP hydrolysis activity; P-type ion transporter activity; ATPase-coupled monoatomic cation transmembrane transporter activity
Source: RefSeq, a predicted model, not a curated record